Xyrauchen texanus (razorback sucker) is the source of this 3701-nucleotide messenger RNA. Its product is annotated as Y+L amino acid transporter 2-like. The record is from RefSeq and is a predicted model, not a curated record. Gene Ontology annotation, molecular function: basic amino acid transmembrane transporter activity; L-amino acid transmembrane transporter activity. NCBI's taxonomy places the organism in Eukaryota, Metazoa, Chordata, Actinopteri, Cypriniformes, Catostomidae. Bases 234 to 1697 code for a protein of 487 amino acids. Gene Ontology annotation, biological process: amino acid transmembrane transport. The transcript is spliced from 10 exons. Gene Ontology annotation, cellular component: membrane.
AAAGUCAUCACUACCUCUCUUGCUGCUCCACGUUGACUUCAUUCAAGCACAUGGUCCACUCUUUCCACAUCGUCUCUGAAAACAGAUUAGUAGCUGGGAAGAAAUAAAGAUGAGACUCCGAUAAAACUCCAGGCUUGAGGUGAACUGACCUCCCCAUACUCCUCCUCCUCAUCACUGCACUACUUCUCCCUUCCUCUUGAGUUCUUCUCCUCUUUACCCGACCCAAGCUCAUCAUGGAGGACUCUGGCUCCACCAGCUCCAUGCGUCUGAAGCAGGAGAUCUCCUUGCUGCAUGGUGUCUGCCUCAUCGUGGGGAACAUGAUUGGCUCGGGCAUCUUUGUGUCCCCCAUCGGUGUUCUACAGAACACAGGAUCUUAUGGUCUGUCGCUGGUGGUUUGGAUUAUUGGAGGGAUCUUCUCUGUGUUUGGUGCCCUGUGCUAUGCUGAGUUGGGCACAACCAUCCGCAAGUCAGGAGCUAGUUAUGCCUACAUCCUGGAGUCCUUUGGUGGCUUCCUGGCCUUUAUUCGUCUGUGGACGUCCCUUAUGAUUGUGGAACCGGCCUGCCAGGCGGUCAUUGCACUCACAUUCUCUAAUUACUUAGUAAAACCCUUUUUCCCAACCUGCCCAGCACCAAAUGAAGCAGUACGGAUCUCUGCAGCUCUCAUUAUAGGUCUUCUGACGUUUGUGAAUUGUAUGAAAGUGAAGUGGGGAGCUAUUCUUCAGGUCAUCUCAACUGUGGCUAAAGUUCUGGCUCUCAUAGUCAUCAUUAUCGCUGGAAUGAUAGUGCUGGCCCAAGGGAAGACAAACAACUUCAAGGAUCCAUUUGAGAACUCUAAGCUGAAUGCAGGAGACAUGGCUCUGGCUCUAUAUGCUGCUCUAUACUCUUACUCUGGCUGGGACACACUGAACUUCGUCACCGAGGAGAUUAAAAACCCAGAGAGGAACCUGCCACUGUCAAUAGCAAUCUCCAUGCCCAUUGUUACAGUAAUCUACAUCCUGACUAAUAUUGCCUACUACGCCGUGUUGGACAUGAAUACACUGCUGCAGAGUGAAGCCGUGGCUGUGACGUUUGCAGACUAUGUACUGGGUUAUGCAAGCUGGCUCAUCCCGCUGUCUGUGGCCAUCUCCUGUUAUGGAGGUUUAAACUCCUCCAUCAUAGCUGCCUCCAGGUUGUUCUUUGUGGGGUCACGUGAGGGUCAUUUACCCAACAUCCUUUGCAUGAUUCAUGUCAAGCGCUACACACCAAUCCCAGCCCUGCUCUUUAACGGUGGCAUGUCUCUUAUAUUUCUGUGUGUGAAAGAUGUGUUCCAGCUCAUUAAUUACUUCAGUUUUAAUUACUGGCUGUUCAUUGGCCUUUCCAUUGGCAGUCAGAUCUACCUGCGUAUUAAAUCACCUGAGCUGCCACGUCCCGUUAAGCUGAGUCUGUUCUUCCCUAUAGUGUACUGUCUAUGCACUGUGUUUCUGGUGGUUGUACCGCUUUACAGUGACACCAUAAACUCUCUGGUGGGAAUAAUGGUUGCUCUCUCCGGGGCUCCUGUGUAUUAUAUAUGUGUGCACCUCCCACCUAGCGCCAGACCUGCCUUUCUGGGACACAUGCUCGAUACGCUUUCGUUGCACACACAGAAGCUGUGUUUUUGCUGCAUAGCAGAUCCUGGUUUGGACCUGGACAAUCUGCCUGAGCUGGACAAAAAGGAAUAAACACUGCACCCAAAGAAAGCUGGAUUACAAAGAUUUCUAUGAAAAUAAGCCAAAACUCAAGGCAGAACCUCACGUCUGCACUUUCCAGUCCAAGCGUGCAUGAAAUUAUGAAACGAAUAUAGAAGGAGAUUAUUAGGAUUGAAAUACUCAACCAGGUAAACAACUGAACGCACAAACACACAAUAAAGGCAGUCAAUCCCCAGACCUGUGUCUGGGUCCUGUAGGAAACAGUGGACGUUCAAUGCAGUGGAGCAAACAGAGACCAACUUAAUUCAGCAUUUUGAUAUAGAUAAAGGUUAUUGUGAAUGUGACUAUAGUGUUUUCUUGAAAUCAGGUUCAACACAAAAAGCCUUCACUUCUGGUUAGUAGUCAUGUAUUAGGCCCCCUUCUGGGGAUCACAUUUUGUUAGGCCUGGUAACUGGAAUAUUGCAGCUGAAGAGAUGGACAUGUUCCGUUAAUAAGAUCCAACUGCUGCGUGUUUUUUUUAUUUAUUUAUUUUUUUAUUUACUCUUUCCGAUUGUGUGCUUGCUUGGAGAGAUUAAGUAUUGGUACACCACUUCAAAUGUGAGUGUUGUUUUAAAGUUGGCUUUUAGUUUUAGUAGCUUGUAUACUUCCAUUUGAACAGGAUGUUUUUUUGUUCUGUCCAUUUUAAUUACAAUAUGUUUUAUGCUGGACCAUUUUUCUUCGCCCCCAAAAUAACAUGAAGGUACAGUCUUUAAUUGCAGGUAUGGGAAGCACUGUCACUCAUAUGAGAGCACUGUCACUCUUUCAGGUGUUAAAAUAUAAAUGUUGGGUGAACCUUAUAGGUACACUAAUGGAUAUAAACAGCAUUUAAAAAAAGAGCAGAGACAAUAUCUAAAACAUGGAAAUCUCAAAGUUGAAGAUGCUUCCUAAAUAGGUUUUAUUUUAUAUAAUGCAUUGUUGUUAUGUUAUUAGAUUUAAUAGACUGUCACAGUUAUAUUAAAUGUAUGCACGGGCUAUGUUUGUUUGGUUUUUUCACCUUGCACAAACAUCACUUUAUAACCGCUUGGCAGUUGUGUCAUUCGCUAUUGUUGCCCUCUCAAUUUUUUAUGGACUCAUUAGAAUACACCGAAGAAUCAUAGGAACACCUCUAAGUAUGAAGUCUAAUAGCAGAUCUUGCUCUAUAGCAGUACCUCCUGCCAUUGCUUUCUUAUAGAUUUUGAUUACACAGUUUAUCAUUCUGUCCAACAGAGUGACCAAAGUCAUCUUUUAAUCCGACAGGGAUGUGUCCAGCCCUGUUUAUCGUUCAUCAGGUUCAUUGCUAAAUCACCAGAUUAUGAUUACGAAUUGUAUACAGUAGGCUUUGAUUGUCUUUACUUUUUGUUUUCUGCUGGGAGAAAUAUUCCAUCUAGUUAACCUUGUAUGUACUGUAUUGUUUUUAUAUGUGCCAUAAAGGAAUGGUUCACCCAAAAAUGAAAAUGCUCUCAUCAUUUACCCACCCUCAUACCACCCCAGAUAUGUAUGACUUUAUUUCUUCUACUGAACACAAAGAUUUUUAGAAGAAUAUCUCAGCUCGGUUGUUCCACACAAUGCAAGUAAAUGGUGACCAGAAAUGUAAAGGUCCAAAAAUCACAUAAACUCUGCAUAAAAGUAAUCCAUAAGACUCUAGUAGUUAAAUCCAUAUCUUCUGAAGUGAUAUGACAGGUGUGGGUGAAAAACUGAUCAAUUUUGAAGUCCUUUUUUACUAUAAUUCUCCACUUUCACAUUUUGAGGUGCAGAUGAAAGGAAGUCAUACACACCUGGGAUUGGAUGAGGGUGAGUAAAUGAUGAAAGAAUUUUCAUUUUUUGGAUAAACUAUUCCUUCAAGCAAAUUACAUUUGUAUCGCUAGUUGGAUCAAUAUUUUGUGCAGAAUAUUCACAUUCAUCUGUCGAGCAUUGUUGGAGACCUACACUUUUAAAAAUGUUAAAAAAUUGUGGCAGCUCAUUUGUUAUUUUAUUUAUCUUACAGAUACAGAACUGAACACAACAAAUAAUAAACUCAUU